This is a messenger RNA of Poecilia latipinna (sailfin molly), 2739 nucleotides long. RefSeq names its product DNA-binding protein SATB1-like. The record is from RefSeq and is a predicted model, not a curated record. The transcript has 9 exons. The coding region runs from base 505 to 2325 and encodes 606 amino acids. Gene Ontology annotation, molecular function: DNA-binding transcription factor activity, RNA polymerase II-specific; RNA polymerase II cis-regulatory region sequence-specific DNA binding. Gene Ontology annotation, biological process: regulation of transcription by RNA polymerase II; chromatin remodeling. NCBI's taxonomy places the organism in Eukaryota, Metazoa, Chordata, Actinopteri, Cyprinodontiformes, Poeciliidae.
GUGGGGUGGGGGCAGUGGGUCUCUUCCUCUCUUUCUUUCUCCGCGUAUUCGCGCUUUGAAGUAAACCAACAACUACUGUCCUGGAGUCAGCGGGUGUGGAGCCUUGAGCGUGGUAGGUCGGUAGGCAGGUAGGUCAGCGGAACCUUGCAGUGCAUUGUUCCCUUUUCUGCAGCCUGAUGCAGGGACAUAGAGCAAGUCCCGGUGAUCUGGAUGGGUGACGGAAGGUCGUUCUGAACUUGUACCGAACCCGAUUUACCGUUCAAUCAAGGAGCAAAGCAGCACCGGGGGGAAACAUUCGAUGUUAAACCGGGGAAUAUUCGAUUCAAAAGAAAGAAAAGGGGACCCACGAGGAGGAGAGUGCACCGGGGAGACGCGAGUCUGCUCCUCACCUGAAGAUCGGUGGAAGCGACCGAAACACAUGGACGGAGAUUAUUUCUGCGGGAGCGGGUUGUUGAUGAGCGAUCGCACCUCGGGUCGUGCACAAACAGAAGUGUGAAACCACAGAUGGAUCCACUGUGUGAUGGAAUCAAGAAAACCGAGUCCAGUGAUCUGGCUGCAAACUCUCGGCCCCCUCCAGCUAAGAUGGCUCGGCUGGAGCAACACAACGCGGGACCCUCGACCCCAGAAAGGACGAGGCAAGGGAGUCCUUUGCCUGACAGUCCCUGCCCGACCCAGAAACCCACCACAGCAAGUUGGCACUCCAAAGGAACCCUGCUGCCCGUGUUCUGUGUGGUGGAGCAUCAGGAAAGUUCUGUGGAAGCAGAGAGGAGAGACGAGCACGCUGAGUUCGUGUUGAUCAAACGGGAUCUGCUGUUUAAUCAGCUGACAGAAAUGGCCCUGCUGGCGCUGGGGUACUCCCACAGCUCUGUGGCGCAGGCUAAAGGUCUGAUCCAAGUAGGCAGGUGGAACCCAGUGCCUCUGUCGUCUGUGACUAACACUCCUUAUGCGACAGUGGCUGAUAUGCUGCAUGAUGUUCACCAUGUUGUUACGCUGAAGAUCCAGCUUAACAGUUGUCCCAAACUGGAAGACCUGCCACCAGAGCAGUGGAGCAUCUCCAAUGUGAGAAAUGCUCUGAAGGAGCUUCUUAAGGACAUGAAUCAGAGUUCCUUGGCCAAAGAGUGUCCGCUUUCCCAGGGAAUGAUAUCAUCUGUUGUAAAUAGCACUUACUAUGCAAAUGUCUCGGCUGCCAAGUGUCACGAGUUUGGUCGGUGGUACAAGCACUUCAAAAGGUCCAAAUGCCACCAAGACGUAGAGUGCUUUUCUGAGCAAUCCUCAGAUAUUCCUCACAUCCAGCAGCCGAUCCCAAGCAGCCCCGUCGAUCAGAACUCCAACCUUCUUUUCCCUCAUGGAUCAGUCGCCAACAUCUGUGGUCGGCCAUCGCUCGGUCUUCACCCUCCCGGUUUGGUCCCGCAGCCUCUCAGCUCCCAAAUGGUGAACCAGCAGCUGAUGAUGACCCAGUUUCUCAACCAGCAGUAUGCCGUUACCCGCAUUCUAGCCGGCCAGGGUCUCUCUUCUUCGCCGCAGCAGUAUCUCAACCACCCCCCAGUGGGGAGGCCUCCUGCCAAGGCCUUUUCCAAACCCUCUGAUUCUCAAGCAUCACAGCAGGCACAGUGCGGUUCUGGAGGGUGUCCAGCAACGAUGCCGCAAAAUCAAACGGCUGCUGCGAUGUCUUCAGUGGCACCGACAGACGUACCGAGUGACAUCUACCAGAAUGUGCGAGAGGAGCUGAGGAGAGCGGGCAUCUCCCAAGCCAUCUUUGCCCGAGUGGCCUUUAACAGAACCCAGGGUUUACUCUCAGAGAUCUUGCGUAAGGAGGAGGAUCCAAAACACGCCUCCCAGUCUCUGCUGGUCAACCUGCGGGCCAUGAACAGCUUCCUGCAGCUUCCUGAGGCCGAGAGAGAGCGCAUGUACCAGGAGGAGAAGGAGAGGAGCAUGACCGGUUUCCCACCCAGCUGCAGCAACACGCCCCCAAGAUCCACACAGGCGAGACUGUCACCGGUUACAGCCGACAGAGGGCUCAGGACGGACAGCUGUGUUCUUAACGUCAGCGCCUCCAUCUAUGACGAGAUCCAUCAUGAGAUGAAGAGAGCCAAAGUGUCCCAGGCUCUGUUCGCUAAAGUUUCUGUCUCCAAAAGUCAGGUAGGAGGUUCUCUCUCCCUCCUUGCCAGCGAAAAUCCACGGGCUUGUCUAAAUCCCGAACUUGUGCGCAGUUUAACCGCUCAUUUUCGUUGCUUGAUUAAAUGUUUAAAUUUGGCAUUUUUAGAUAACUACAUGCUCCCAUUUAAAUCAGAAAUAGCUAAUGUGUGUGGAGAAAAGCCCAGAUAAUCAUCCAGCAGCUGUGCUCUGCAGAGGACUAUCGUCGGUGCAUCAGACUGCUAUUGUGUCCUAAAUUAUCGCUUUAAUAGUCAACGUGCACGCACUCGUGCUGCCUGCUCAUGCACACAGACGUACAGUCAGACCGCACGCACCAAUACACACUUGCGCCGACGCGCAGACGCGCACAGAUCCGCUAAUGCAAACGCACACGCGGGCAUGAUUCGAGUGUUUAUUGUUCUCAUUUUUAUGGCGGCCCCAUAAGCUUGUUAUUGCCUUUUGUUUUGAGGAUAAUUUUCCUUCAUAGAAAAGGGGGGAUUUGAGCUGUCUCGCUUUCCCUCCUUCUACAGCAGAACUACAUUUCCUUUUUUUUCAUUUAUAUUAUUUUUCUUCCAUUUUUCUUACCUUGUGUCUUAAUUUGUUUCU